AUGCCAAGACCUCCAUCCCAAGACCUGCAAGCCAGACCACCAAGCCAGACCUCCAUGCCAAGACCACCAAGCCAGACCUCCAUGCCAAGACCACCAAACCAGACCACCAAGCCAGACCUCCAUGCCAAGACUCCAUGCCAAGACCACCAAGCCAGACCACCAAGCCAGACCUCCAUGCCAAGACCUCUAAGCCAAGACCUCCAAGCCAGACCACCAAGCCAGACCACCAAGCCAGACCUCCAUGCCAAGACCUCCAAGCCAGACCACAAAGCCAGACCACCAAGCCAGACCUCCAUGCCAAGACCUCCAAACCAGACCACCAAGCCAGAUCUCCAUGCCAAGACCUCCAUCCCAAGACCUCCAUGCCAAGACCUCCAAGCCAAGACCUCCAUGCCAAGACCUCCAAGCCAGACCACCAAGCCAGACCUCCAUGCCAAGAUCUCCAUGCCAAGACCACCAAACCAGACCACCAAGCCAGAUCUCCAUGCCAAGAUCUCCAUCCCAAGACCUCCAAGCCAUACCUCCAAGCCAGACCACCAAGCCAGACCUCCAUGCCAAGACCUCCAUGCCAAGACCUCCAUGCCAAGACCUCCAAGCCAUACCUCCCAAGUCAGACCUCCAGGCCAAGACCUCCUGGCUCUCAGGAAUAACCCCUAUGCCCUGGUGUUUGUUCUGACCAGUUCUUGGAUGCUGGAGAGGAUACCUACACCAGACCACCAUCCUCAGUGA
Molecule: messenger RNA, 729 nt
Organism: Lynx canadensis (Canada lynx)
Lineage: Eukaryota; Metazoa; Chordata; Mammalia; Carnivora; Felidae
Product: extensin-like
Exons: 1
Coding region: 1-729 (242 amino acids)
Source: RefSeq, a predicted model, not a curated record